Molecule: messenger RNA, 4642 nt
Organism: Vidua macroura (Pin-tailed whydah)
Lineage: Eukaryota; Metazoa; Chordata; Aves; Passeriformes; Viduidae
Gene: STON2
Product: stonin 2
Exons: 7
Coding region: 445-3108 (887 amino acids)
Biological process (GO): clathrin-dependent endocytosis; regulation of endocytosis; synaptic vesicle endocytosis
Cellular component (GO): AP-2 adaptor complex; synaptic vesicle
Molecular function (GO): clathrin-cargo adaptor activity
Source: RefSeq, a predicted model, not a curated record
AUUUACAUAGUUUUGAAAUGAGAGGUUUCUAGUUAUAAAAGCAAUUUUUUCAUUUUAGAAUGAACCUUCAUCAGUUUUCAAAAGGGCUUGUUUAAUGUGUUUUUAUCAAAACACUGGGAGGACUAAAUAUACAAGGAGUUUUGUUCCAGCUCUAUGAUCUCUACCUUCUGGAGAACUGGAAAUAACUGUCACCUACUUGUCACUCAGAUUUACAUGCACCACUGUGAAACUGUAAUGUGAAAAUGGGACACCUGAAACAGAAAUUUCAGCUUCUUAGCUGAAUUUUUUUGCCUCAUGGUCAAAUCACUGCCUUGGAAUUGAUGCAGUUGAAAAGAAAGGGGAAAGGAGGUGUUUCCCUCCAUUGGCUCAUCAUCACUGUACCUCUCUCAUUCUGCUUGCUCCUCCUUCUGAUCCCCGAGUGAAGAUGAGUGACCUGCUGCGAAUAUGACAUCUCUGACAAGUGUCAUUGCCUCCCACCAGUCCGAGUGGGUGUCCUUCACUGACGAGCUGCUCCUCCCUGUUCCCCCACGAGGUAGCACUGAGGCUCCUCCAGUGAAAUGUUUUAAUUCCUCAGACACAUCCUCAGAAGAGAACCACAAUGCAAAUGGAGAAUUUCAAGACCUUUUCUGCACAGAGCUGGAGGAGGCAGCUGAGCAGCCCAAGGUGGAUUCUGCUGUGCUUGGUAACCACGUGUCUCCCAGUACUGAUCUGUCAUCAUCCAUCAGUGCUUGGGUUCAGUUUGAAGAUGCACCGUGGACCAGUGCUUCAUCAACCCACCCACAAACAGUGUCUGCAUCAAAAGCACCCAGCUGGACUUCUCCCUCUUCCAACUCUUCUGAGAGGCAAGCCCGUGCCUCAGGGAGCAGCUGGACAACCAACUCAGAGGACACCAGCAGCCCAAGCAUUGCUCCCUCCUACACAGAUCUGCAAUCACUUAAUACCGAGGACUUGACCAGUGGAAGAACAUCUGCAGCAGAUUCAGCUGACAACUCCUCAUCUCUCCAGGAAGAUGAAGAGAUAGAUAUGGAGGCUGUCAACUGGCAGCUGAGCAACACCUCCAUGAAUGGCCAUUCAUCUACCCCAACCACAGUUCGCUUUCCCAGCUGGGUGACCUUUGAUGACAAUGAAGUCAGUUUUGCACCACAGAGCCUUUCUCCCUUGAAAACAGAUACCCCACCUGCAGAAACACAGGCUCCAGAUGUUAACUUUAAUCUCACUACAUCUUUAAAGAAAAGAGAACGUCCUAAAAGUACAUUGGGAGACCUCUCCAAAAUUCAAAAACUAGAUCUCUCCUCUUUAACCAAGUUGCCUUCUGUUGAAACACCACCGUGGAGUGCUACUAAUCCCUUUCUGGAUGAAUCUCUUCGAGAUGUCCAACCCUCACCCAUCAAUCCAUUCAGCUCAUUCUUUGAGGAGCAAGAGAGGCGUUCCAAAAGCUCUUCUGUUUCCAGUGCUCCAGGCAAAAGCCAUAGAGACUCUCUCAUUAUUCUCCAUCAAGAGCCUGAUACAAUCAGUUUCCAUGAGGCAAACAAGACUGUAACGCACACAGAUGCUGUAGAGCAGCUCAAACAGCUCCAGAUUGGAGACCCAGAUGGUGUGAGCAGUCCUACCUUGCCCGAUGAUGACCCCAUGAUGCCAUAUGAUCUGGAUGCAGCUUUAUUUAACUUGGCACCAGCUCAGCCAAAAGAUGGAUGGCCAAUGAUGCUGAGGAUCCCAGAGAAGAAGAACAUUAUGUCAUCCAGGCACUGGGGACCAAUAUACGUCAAGCUGACUGACAGUGGAUGUAUACAGCUUUUUUAUGAGAAGGGGCUAGAGAAGCCUUUCCGGGAACUCAAACUUGAAAUCAAUCAUGAGAUUUCAGAGCGCAAACUGCAGAACUAUGAUGAGAAUGGAAGGAUACACAGCGUGCGGUUGGAUCGCACAACAUACAAGGAGAAAAAGAAGUAUCAGCCUAAGCCAGCCAUUGCACACACUGCAGAGAGAGAGCAAAUUAUCAAGCUUGGGACUACAGAUUAUGAAGACUUCCUUAGCUUCAUCACUGCUGUGCAAGACACACUGAUGAACUUGCCAGCUUCAUCAACAGAUCUGAGCACAGUGGGACUGAAUUACCAAGAAGAAGAAAUCACUGUGGAUGUUAGGGAUGAGUUUCAUGGCAUCUUGGCCAAGGGAGAUAGUGUGAUUCUCCAGCACAGUGUGCUGACUCAUAUCUAUGUUCUCAGCUUCCUUUCUGGCCUGGCAGAAUGCAGAUUGGGCCUUAAUGAUAUCCUGAUCAAAGGGAAUGAAAUAGUUGCAAGGCAGGAUAUUAUGCCCACUACUACCACUAAGUGGAUUAAAUUACACAGCUGCCGCUUCCAUUCAUGUGUGGAUGAGGAUAUGUUUAAUAACUCCCGUAUUAUCCUGUUCAACCCCUUGGAUGCCUGUCGGUUUGAACUGAUGAGAUUCAGGACUGUCUUUGCUGAGAAAACUUUGCCUUUUACUCUGAGGACAGCUGCCAGCAUCAAUGGUGCCGAGGUGGAGGUGCAGAGCUGGCUGAUGAUGUCCACAGGGUUCUCUUCCAACCAUGAUCCUUUAACUCAGGUCCCUUGUGAAAAUGUGAUGAUCCGCUACCCCGUGCCAAGUGAGUGGGUGAAGAACUUCCGCAGGGAGAGUGUCCUGGGGGAGAAAUCUUUGAAAGCCAAGGUGAACAAGGGAGCCACUUUUGGAUCAGCCAGUCUGUCUGGUUCUGAGCCAGUAAUGAGAGUCACUUUGGGAACUGCCAAAUAUGAGCAUGCCUUUAAUUCCAUCGUAUGGAGGAUAAACCGACUGCCUGACAAAAACUCAGCUUCUGGCCAUCCUCACUGCUUUUUCUGUCACCUAGAGCUUGGCUCUGACCGGGAAGUGCCUUCCAGUUUUGUCCGCUAUGUAGAUGUGGAAUUUGACAUGCCCACCACUUCUGCGUCCAAAGCCACUGUUCGGUCCAUCUCUGUUGAGGACAAGACUGAUGUGAGGAAGUGGGUCAACUAUUCAGCACACUACAGUUACAAGGUUGAAAUAGAGCAGAAAAAAAGCUUGAAUGAGGAUCUGAAGGCAGAAAGUACUGCAGAUGUCAAUGAAUGUGUUACACAGUAAAGGAAGAUCAGUCUGCAAGUCCCAAGAGGGGUGGUCAAAUUAACAGACCCGGAAAAAAGAACUUGCAGUGGUUGGGUAUUUUUCUUUUUAAAAAAUAGGGACUACUACUUUUAAAAUAGUGCUCUGAAGAGUAUAAUUUUUUCUCCUUGUGGUGAUCCAUACUUUGAGAAGAAUGUGGUCAGGGUUUGUUUGGAGGGGAUCCACAGGUCUUUGCUGGAGCAAGUACAGUUGUACAGUCAAGCCUGCCUUUUCUGCCUUUGCACCAUUUAGGUUCUGCACUCAAGUAUGGUCUGGCAACCAUCACAGCCACACCAGAAAACAGCCUUUAUCUCACAAUCUCGCCCUUCCACAUUAAGCAUUUUGUUUCAAUGCCUUUUGGUUUGGCCUUUGACUGAAUUGCUUCCUUCUGAACUGCCAAUUAAAAUUCAGGGAGGAUCAAGUGGAAAAUUACAUAAAAUCUCCUUUCUGAAAUGGUCCACAGAGUGAAAACCUUGAGCAUCAAUCUGAAGAAUCAACACACUCUGCAUCUUAAACAAAGAGAAUGGUCUCUGUGUUGAACUAGAUGAACUACAGACAGGACAGUUGAUCACAGAGCUGUCCCUCUCUUCAGCCCUUCCUGUCUCAUCCCUUGAGUGACAUGUCACUGUGCACGUUUUCAUGGGGUUUGCACAAGUUACAAGAAAGCCUCUACAAUUUCUUAAAAUUUUUACUUUGUAGUCUGAGCCGUUCUGGUAUCUUGACUGAACAUGGUCGUGGCUGCUAGUAAUAGGGAAUGGGUGUUACAGUAGUGGAGAUACCAGAGGGACUUUGCUAAGAUUAGAUCAUUCCUGCCUAGAAAGAUAUUUAAGGGAAAAACAUGGGGGUUUAGUUUUGGGUUUGGGGUUUUUUUGUAUGUUUUCUUGGAUGGGUAAAAUGGGUGGUUAUUAAAAAUGUCAGAACACAAUUACUUUAACAGAAAAUGUUGUUUGUUUUCCUGAAAAUCCUUGGAAGUCUGUCCAGCACAAUAUUUUCAUGUUCUAUCUUGAACCUACAAUAUAAGUCAUUUGUAGCUUUAUAAUACUCCCAUUAACUGGGCCCCAAAAUCUCCUUCCAAAAAUUAACAAGCUUCUAUCAUGGAGAUUUUUUAUCCCCACUUAGCUGGAAGUAAUAGCAAGUCUUAAAACCUCUUUGUAAAUAAAAGUGCAGAAGAUAUAAAUCACUCAUUUACACAUAUUUUCAGAGAAAACAGUGUUAAAAGUGCCCAAUCUUAGUUGUUUCUAUGGCAUGUGUAAUAUUUUGUCUCGUAAUGUUAAAUGUAAAGUAAGUAAUUUAUUAAAUCAUUUAUCUUUUGAAAGGUUACUACUGACUAUAAAAUACACAUUUGGAAAACUUGGGCAAUGUAAUUUAAAAUCAUAAUGAAUUAAAAUGAAAGUUUUUUUAUAAAUUCAUUUUACAUUUAAUAUAAAAAAAUUAAUAUACUCUUGAUUUACCACUUUCACUGUAAUACCUAUAAAAAUUACUACAGUGUUAAAAUCCCAAAUAAAUAAUGAAAUUA